Messenger RNA from Carassius gibelio (silver crucian carp), 2301 nucleotides. RefSeq names its product receptor activity-modifying protein 1-like. Gene Ontology annotation, molecular function: coreceptor activity. The transcript has 3 exons. Gene Ontology annotation, cellular component: signaling receptor complex; membrane; cell surface. NCBI's taxonomy places the organism in Eukaryota, Metazoa, Chordata, Actinopteri, Cypriniformes, Cyprinidae. Gene Ontology annotation, biological process: regulation of G protein-coupled receptor signaling pathway; protein localization to plasma membrane; G protein-coupled receptor signaling pathway. The record is from RefSeq and is a predicted model, not a curated record. The coding region runs from base 463 to 900 and encodes 145 amino acids.
CCUCACUCCUCUAAUUAAUUAUGUUCAUGUUUAUUAUUAGCCAGCAUAAGUUGAUGAGCCGGGAGGGAGGUGGCUUCGCGUUUACUGCUGCCACAAGCACAGCUCACAAUCACAUCGUUUAUUUGUGCGCCUGACGCGCGCAGGAGCGCACGCACAGUCCGCCUGUCCACGAGCGACUUCAAGUUCAGCGAGAACUCCUGAGCACGCUUCCACUGACCCAUUCCAGCUGCGCAAUCAGCUUUAUUGGGUACUAAAGCAGUACUUUAGAAAACGCAUGGCAUGGUGACUGAGAGGAACGGAGGAAUUCUCUCUUCGGCGUCUUUAGUGGAGAUUCGGCGUUGAAUGAAACUGUCUGCAAAAUUAGCUGUCAAACGCGCGCAGGAUGUGUCGAGUGUCGAGAAAGUAGAGCUGUUUAAUCGACUAUCAACAAACUUCAGUUGCUUUGACUGACAUUGGCACGUCAUGGCAUCAGUGUCGUGGAGACACGCGCUUUUCUUCUUGCUAGCCGUGAAUCUGUCUGUGCUGACAACAGCAUGCAGUGGUCACUAUGGCAGUGUCAUUGAGGAGUUCUGCCUGGCCAAGUUCAAGCUGGACAUGGAGGUUCUCGAUCAGCGCCAGUGGUGCAGCUGGGAGGACACAGUUGAGUCCUAUGGAGAACUGACCAACUGCACGUUCCUGGUGGCUCUGAAGAUGAACUGUUUCUGGCCCAACCGAAUGGUGGACGAAUUCUUCAUCCGGGUGCACAGGCACUAUUUCCAUGACUGCUCAAUGUCUGGACGGCUGCUUCACGAUCCACCCAAUCGGAUCUUGGGGCCUUUUAUUGUGGUGCCCAUUCUGGUGACGCUACUCAUGACUGCCCUAGUGGUGUGGAGGAGUAAACGCAGCGAGGGUAUCGUAUAAUCGAUAAGCUAACCAAGUACCUCCACACUGAACAAUAGAGAAGGACUGCAAGCACUAAGAAAGACUUGUUUCUCAUCAAGUGGUUGUAUAUCCAAACACUUCUAGUGAAUGCUGACACUGUGUUAUCUGCACACAGAUAACAAACCAGUCAUUUAUACAGAAACCGCACUAUUUCUUUGAGGUAGUUUUUUAACUUUUGUCAUACCAGUAUUCUGUUAGUAAAACAGAUCUCCAGUCUAGAUGCAAGUCAUUAUCAUGAUGACGGAUAAGUUUCACCUUGGAUGGACACCCACCGAAGGAAGGACACUGUUAUUCCCACACGUUCGACAAACCUUUACCAUCAUGUGAGCACUGGACAUUGAACAAACCUUUUUGUGUCACCCUCAAUGCAUUUCACUCUCAUAAAUGUGCUUUGUGCCAAAUGAUGACACUCAUUCAUUCAGUCAGUCAGUCAGUCAGUCAGUCAGUCAGGAUUAGUAUUCUUUUGUUGAUUUAAGAAAAGAAGAGGGCUACAACCACGAUAUACUGCAGGCAAUAGACAUCAGGUUCUGGAUCAGAACUGCAGUCUUUUGUACUGACAUUGUAUCAGAUAACAGUAGAACCAUUGAACCAGAAAGAAUCAGUGCAUUUAUUUGGCGUCUCUCAUCUCGUGAACUCUCGUCAUAAGGUCAUGUCAAGGGAAAAUAUUUUCCUGCUGUAGCGGAGAGCAACCUACCGGCUAAGAAGCUUGCAGCAUUUGUUGUGAAAUAAUUUAUGUAUUAGCACUAAAAGGAUGUUUUUAUUCACAUGAUUCUGCUAAUUGCUUUUUUUAAAGCUAUAUAUGUGUUUCCCUGGAGCUCUGUACCCACAGUGAGUGGUUUAAAAGCCUAUGGUGAACUGGACCGUGGCACAGAGACAGUAGACAUUUCUAAUGUCAGCUGAAUUUCAAAGCAUCUGAUUUCUGUUGCAGUUUUAAUAAAGCCAUUUGCCCUCGACUCUUUUAUUCUGUAUAUUUCCCCUCAUUAGGGGUUUGCUUCGUAGCACACCAUAUGCUGUCAGGAGAACAAACUGUAACAAGGGUAGGCAUGUGGUCAUGAGCCAGCUGAAGUUUAGCUGUUAAAUUACAGCAGGUCAGAUAGAGUGUGAUCAGUCAGUCUAGUUUGAUGUUUAUGCCGCAUGAUUUUAAUGUCUGCAUUUUGUUGCAAGAAGGAUGUUCAUGGAUUCAUGUAUUAUGCUAUUUUUACCCUGAGCUUAAUUUUGCAAUGUCAAAGACAAAUAAGAACUCCUUGUAAAUAACUGCCUGCAUUACCAAUUCACUGAUGUGCUGCUAUUUUAUAAUGCAAGUUGUAAAGCAUUAUACUAGUAAACCUAAAUCAGUAACCCACCCAACUCCAUUAAUAAAAAAAGACAUAAAGGAAACAA